Messenger RNA from Daldinia vernicosa, 704 nucleotides. RefSeq lists its product as uncharacterized. The transcript is spliced from 3 exons. Lineage: Eukaryota; Fungi; Ascomycota; Sordariomycetes; Xylariales; Hypoxylaceae. Bases 82 to 330 code for a protein of 82 amino acids. The record is from RefSeq and is a predicted model, not a curated record.
UAGUUUGCCAUCAAUAUACACACCUCGAAGAAUAUUCAAGCACAUAAAAAUCAAUUAUCAAUAUCAGAAAUAACAUCAAUCAUGUCUGCCGACGGCCACGGACUUCCAGACAAUGCCAUCAAAGGCGCGCACGACAUGAUACAUCAUGCCGAACAAGAAGAGCAUGAGCACGAAGCCGCGAUGAAGCGAGGAAUUACAGACGAAGCGGCUGAGGCUGAAUAUCAGUUGAUACACGGAGCUGAGGAGCGAGCUGAUCGGGCCGAGAGGAGACGUAGUUCUCUUAGUAAAGUAAAGAGGACUUUCGAAAAGAUCAUUCCUGGGAAGCAUUGAGAUCCUACCGGAUCGGAUUACCGACUAGCUGGCGGCGAGACUGGUGUUUGUACAACAAAUUGAGAGUUUGAUGAUAUCCUGUAACUAUUUUUUCGGGCUUUAGGCCCACGAAGGACUCCAUCUUCGUUAAUUCACAUUCCUAGUUUUAUCUUCACAACAUUGCUACUACCUCUUAUAGCUUCAAUAUAUUUUAAAGAUCUUCCCCCAAAAGUACAUUACCCGCGGCUGCGAUUGUUAGCAUUAUAAUCUCAAAUACAACGUUAUAUCUUCUAUAUAAUAAUAUGACUAAGGAGAGAGCUGUCUACUAUGUGUGUAUGUGGCCUCUUCUUAUAGGAAGUAAGAGGGUCCACAUACUGGGGCUAUCCACAACGCUG